This is a messenger RNA of Nannospalax galili (Upper Galilee mountains blind mole rat), 1227 nucleotides long. It is a transcript of the gene Styxl1, whose product is annotated as serine/threonine/tyrosine interacting like 1. Gene Ontology annotation, molecular function: pseudophosphatase activity; protein tyrosine/serine/threonine phosphatase activity; protein phosphatase binding. Gene Ontology annotation, cellular component: mitochondrion. Bases 174 to 1130 code for a protein of 318 amino acids. Gene Ontology annotation, biological process: negative regulation of cytoplasmic stress granule assembly; protein dephosphorylation; positive regulation of intrinsic apoptotic signaling pathway. The record is from RefSeq and is a predicted model, not a curated record. The transcript is spliced from 9 exons. Lineage: Eukaryota; Metazoa; Chordata; Mammalia; Rodentia; Spalacidae.
AAUCCCCCUAGCAACCUCAUACUUGUCUUGAUCCUAGCGCCUGUUGGGUUUGUGAGCACGCCCAAGAGUGGGAAGAGGACCUGCGUUAAGCUGGAAGCGCCGUAGAGGAUCCAUUUCACAGGAGGGGUUUCAGACGGACGUCGUGCCCGGGAGCCCGGAAGUCUUGCAGCAGGAUGGCUGAGUUGCUCUUCUGUGAACCAACAGAACUCUAUAACAUCUUGAAUCAGGUCUCAAAACUGUCCAGAUUAAGUGAACCCAACUACCUCUGUUUAUUGGAUGUUCGAACCAAAAGAGAAUAUGACGAAAGUCACGUGAUCACAGCCCGCCGAGUGAAGAAGAAGGAGGACCAGUACCUCAUUCCUGAGUCUGUGGAACUGGAUUGUGUGAGAUACUGCAUCGUGUACGACAGCAACACCAGAACCCUGGAGCUGUGCAUGAGAUGCAGUGAGGAGGAGGAUGAAGAUGAUGACAAGAAAUCUGGUCAGCAUAUCCCAGAACUCUUGCCUGGACCAGCUGUGGAGUUUGGCAAAAUCCUGAUCCACCUCACCCGCCAACCUGUCUACAUCCUCAGAGGGGGCUAUGAGUACUUCUCAGGCUUGUACCACUUCUUCCGGACCCAGAAGAUCAUCUGGAUGCCCCAGGAACUGGAUGCCUUUCAGCCAUACCCAGUUGAGAUAAUGCCAGGCAGGAUCUUCCUGGGCAAUUUGAGUCAAGCCUGCAACCGUAAAAUGCAUAAGGACUUGAAAAUCAAAGCACAUGUCAAUAUCUCCAUGGAGACCACACCAUAUUUCAAAGGUAAUGAAGACAAGCUCCUGCAUAUCAAGAUUGAGGAUUCUUUGCAUGCCAGCCUUCUCCCUUUUUUCCGCCACAUCUGUCACUUCAUGGAACUUCACCUCCAGCUCAGCUCUGUCAUCCUGGUCUUUUCCACCCAGGGCAUCAGCCGCAGUAGUGCGGCAGUUAUGGCCUUUCUUAUGCAUCACAACGGGGAGACCUUGAAGAGGUCCUGGGCCCACGUCAAGAAAUGCAAAAACAACAUGCAUCCAAAUCGGGGUUUGGUGUCUCAGCUCCUGGAGUGGGAGAAAAUUAUUCAUGGAGAUUACAUCACAGACAUUAUGGACCCCGUUUACUGAAUUUUGCCUCAUCCCAGCUUGGGAGUUUUUGGGAGGUUGGAGGGCCAGAGUUUGUACUUGGGUUGGUUUGGAAAAAGAAAGCGUUUUCUGUCUGAAG